AAAAAGGAAAGAAAAAGCACCGUUUUACCAAAAAAGGAAAAAAUAAUAAUUCUAUAAAAUUUUUACCAAGAAAAGAAAGAGACAGAGCAAUUUUUUUUGUCGACAGAGGAAAAGCUAUUUUGUUUUACGAAAAUACACCUUUUUACCCAAACAAAGGAAAAGAAAAUAUAAUUAUUUUUGGGUCAAACUGUCAAAGUAUUUUAGUUUUUCAGUUAGCUAGUGGUGGACUGAUCUGUUAAGUAGCUGUAAGCUUGACUUUGAGAAACAUUAAAUGUCCCCGACACUCACUCUCUGAAAACUCUUCCAAAUCGUGAGGGAAUCCACGAGUUCUAGAUCUAACUUCUCUUAGAUCUGACUUCAUGGAUUGCUCUCUUCUUCUUCUUCUUCUAAUCUCUCUCUUACUCACACUUUCUUCAAGUUUCGUCUCUUCUUCCACAUACGUAGAAGAACAAAAGAGAGACAGGAUCACCGAGUUACCUGGACAACCUAGUAACGUCGAUUUCAGACAGUACUCAGGUUACGUCACUGUGAACGAAGAACGUGGAAGGGCUUUGUUCUACUGGCUGGUCGAGUCUCCAACGACCCGUGACCCAAAGUCUCGGCCUUUGGUCCUGUGGCUCAACGGAGGUCCAGGUUGUUCUUCUGUUGCUUAUGGUGGUGCUGAAGAAGUUGGUCCUUUUCGUGUUGGGUCUGAUGGGAAAACUCUACAUCCUAAACUCUAUGCUUGGAACAAAUUGGCGAACUUGCUUUUCUUGGAGUCUCCCGCUGGAGUUGGUUUCUCAUAUACAAACUCAUCUUCAGAUCUUUACACAACCGGUGAUCAAAGAACUGGUAACAACAACUCUUUGCUGUCUCUGUAUAACCUUAUUUUCAGACCCUCUGAUGUAUUUUUCUUGAUAAAAUCUGCAGCUGAAGAUUCAUAUAGAUUUCUUGUCAACUGGUUUGAGAGGUUUCCACAGUACAAACAUAGGGACUUUUACAUUGUUGGAGAAAGCUAUGCAGGUCAUUUUGUUCCUCAGCUGUCUAAACUUGUCCAUGAAAGAAACAAAGGAUUCAAGAAUCCAGCUAUAAACCUCAAAGGUUUUAUGGUGGGAAAUGCUGUUACAGAUGACUAUCAUGAUUACAUAGGAACAUUCGAGUACUGGUGGAAUCAUGGUCUCAUAUCUGACUCCACUUAUCACCAACUGAAGACAGCCUGCUACUCAGUAUCCUCCCAGCAUCCUUCCCUGCAGUGUAUGGAAGCUUUGAGAAGUGCUGAACUAGAGCAAGGGAAUAUCGACCCGUACAGCAUUUUUACAAAACCUUGCAACAAUACUGUGCAGCUCAAGAGCUUCUUAAAGGGUCGCUACCCAUGGAUGUCAAGAGCUUAUGAUCCUUGUACAGAGAGGUAUUCAAAUGUGUAUUUUAACCGUGUGGAGGUUCAGAAGGCUCUACAUGCAAAUGUCACUCGCUUAUCUUACCCUUGGAAAUCAUGCAGUGACAUUGUAGGAAACUAUUGGACAGAUUCCCCUGUUUCUAUGCUACCAAUAUACAGAGAAUUGAUUGCUGCAGGUCUCAAAAUAUGGGUCUUCAGUGGAGAUACAGAUGCGGUGGUUCCUAUAACUGCAACCCGAUACUCUAUAGAUGCACUGAAGUUGGCAACCAUCACAAACUGGUACCCAUGGUAUGAUCAUGGCAAGGUUGGUGGAUGGAGUCAAGUGUACAAAGGGCUUACGUUAGUAACAGUGACAGGAGCUGGUCAUGAGGUGCCUCUACAUCGUCCUCGUCAAGCCUUUAUUAUUUUCAGAGCGUUUUUAGAGAACAAACCGAUGCCAAUGUCCUGAAAACAUAGCUUGAGUGGGGAUCUCUUCCCCUUCAUACCUAUUCUUUCUUAUUCAUCUUCUUCAUGAAUAAACCCAAUGUUUCCAUUUAUUGUCUUCCUCAGCCCUUAAAUUUACGCAAAGGAUUGUUUAGCUGUUUAGCACAAAUCAUACACUACUCUUCUUCUCUGUGUAAAAUCUUUAUAAUCAUACUCAUAUUAACGUCAAAGUCUUUUCACACUGCUAA
Molecule: messenger RNA, 2046 nt
Organism: Raphanus sativus (radish)
Lineage: Eukaryota; Viridiplantae; Streptophyta; Magnoliopsida; Brassicales; Brassicaceae
Product: serine carboxypeptidase-like 27
Exons: 7
Coding region: 360-1823 (487 amino acids)
Biological process (GO): proteolysis
Cellular component (GO): vacuole
Molecular function (GO): serine-type carboxypeptidase activity
Source: RefSeq, a predicted model, not a curated record